This is a messenger RNA of Anopheles stephensi (Asian malaria mosquito), 645 nucleotides long. RefSeq lists its product as uncharacterized. Bases 1 to 645 code for a protein of 214 amino acids. NCBI's taxonomy places the organism in Eukaryota, Metazoa, Arthropoda, Insecta, Diptera, Culicidae. The record is from RefSeq and is a predicted model, not a curated record. The transcript has a single exon.
AUGUUCGCCGCGGUACUCGCCGUAUGUGCUCUGACUUUUUCCGGGCCUGCCAACGCCAUGUACGCGAAGGACCAACGCAGCUGCCGCACGGAUGGGUGCGUCACGCAGUAUGGCUGUGUGCCACGCUACUCACAGUACAGCACCGCACUCUACUGUGCCCAGCGGUGUGUGAUUGAACGAUGCCGAUCGAUCGAGCACGAACAACCGCGACGCGUCUGCCAACAGAUCACGUCUGUCGCCACCGGACAAGUGUUGGCCGCCGUGGACUCGUACGAUCGUCGCGGCAAUCAGCGGUACGCAUCGCUUGUGAAUCCUGGUUCGGGUGGACGCGACCGCUGGAACAUGAUCGUGGGUCCGGGCAAUUAUUACUACAUCCAGAACAGUGACACCCGCGAGUAUCUUCGAGCGAACGACGACAACUAUCUCUAUCUGGUGUCGGAACGACCCACCGACGAGAGCUUCCUGUUCAAGCCGGAUCUCGUCCAGGGCAGAUGGUCGUGCGUGCUGCUACAGUCCGUCUGCUACCGAAGCUACAUUUUCGCUGAACAGCAAAAUGGAGGUUAUGGAAACUUUGCGCAGAUGACGCGCGAUCUUCAGCAGUGUUAUCGUGACAGUUUGUGGAGCAUUUCAACGGUUAAUUGUUGA